Messenger RNA from Gambusia affinis (western mosquitofish), 2032 nucleotides. RefSeq names its product transmembrane protein 268 (gene tmem268). The transcript has 10 exons. The record is from RefSeq and is a predicted model, not a curated record. NCBI's taxonomy places the organism in Eukaryota, Metazoa, Chordata, Actinopteri, Cyprinodontiformes, Poeciliidae. Bases 394 to 1449 code for a protein of 351 amino acids.
CUGCGCACCACCAUGCGGCAGCGGCAGUGGUAGUUGUUCUGGUUCCGGACGUUGAUCAUGAUGCUGCCGUCCAUCAACUCAACCGGCUGCAGGAAGGCAGAAAUAGACGGACAGGGUUCGAAAGAAAGGAGACAUGAGGAUCACAAACCGCAUUCCUGCAGUCAUGAGGUGCAGCUGAUCUGAGUCACAAGCCAGAGAGCGAAAGAGAGGAACAAGCCGAACACGUUCAGACUUAAAAAGAGAGAAAAGACAAAGUCUGAACUGCCAACCAGCUGCUUUCAAGGAACCAGUUUAAAAGGCUCUUCGUCUCUCAGGAAGAAUGACGACGCAGAGAUUCAUCGAUCAGAAGAUGGACUUUCAUCUGAGCCACAGGACCUUGUGACCUUUGACCUGAUGGAGGACAGGAAUGGGGAUUGCCAGGCGUCGGCGGAGGCUGCUGUGGACUUUGAAAUCCGACGAACCCAAAUGGACCAACAGAGCAUCAACAGAUCCAAAUGGACAAACGGUCAGUUUAUCGCGGCGAUCCCAACCAGUUCAACGCUGAACCCCAGAUUUGAUCUGGAUCUCUGUCGAUCCAAACUGGAGCAGGAAGGAUUUGAGAUUCCUGUGACAGACAUGGAAGAUCCACUGAAAACAGCUCUGGAUGUCCCUUCAAUCAGAAGAUACAUGGUUUUACACUCGGGCCUUUUCCACUUUGUUUUAGCGCCGGUGCUUUAUGUGGUGCUGUGGUGUGCAGUUUUCUCAACCCUCCACCUCUACAUCACCGUUGCCGACUACUGGGUCCUCAUCCUCUCCGUCAGCCUGGUCUCCAUCCUCCUCACCACCGCCAUCAUCUGCAUUCUUCAUCACAGUAACAAAGAAAUCAAUGUCAACAUCGACGUUCGGCUGAUCCAGGUGAAUGAGAGAAUGAUGAAACAUAAAUUGAUGGUGGGUGUUGCCGACUGGGUCCAGAACUGCGCCGGACACAUGCAGCUGUACUUCGUGUACUGGGACAUGUCUUACUGCCUGAGGACGCUGUGUGAAACUUUAGAGGAGCAAAGCUUCGUGACAAAUGAAACCCAGAAAACCAUGAAGAGCAGAAUGUCACAUCUAGUCUUGGUGACGGAGCUCCCUCCCAUCAACCCAGAGGCCGGCGGUUCAGAUGUCGAGCAAGACUCUGAUGAAAACAGACCUCUGCUGAGAAAUGAGGACACAGGGCGCAGUACACCCUCCAGCCAGCGGGGGGACUCAAAGGUCACCUCUAACUACAGCCUUGUUCCUGAAGCUUCACUACCUGCUCAGGCUAAAGCCUACCAACUUCUGAUGACCUACAGUGCAGCGUAUGUAAAGCUGCUAAUGUCUGAGAGGCUGUCGGGGCCGUCCAGCCACCGCCUGCGGCCCCUGAGGAGCCACUGCACCACGGCUCCGGUCUGCCUCUGCCAGUACAUUAAAACCAAAGUCCUUCAAUAAAACUGAAAACUGAAGGCAAACUGACAAGCGAACAGGAUUUAUCCUUCUGGAGCCAAAGUGGAUUUAAGUUAUGUUGAUCCGCUGAUGGACUCGUUUGGACCGUAACACUAUAUUUUGUUGUUGUUGGUUUUUCUCUUCAUCCUGUGAGGCAGCUUGUUUUAUUUUUACUUGCAUAGCUUCUGAUUUCCUGCCAGCUCUGUGUUUGCACCACCUGGAUGUUAAUUUGUUCGCAUUCAGCCAAAUGCUGUCAACAUUCAGCCCAACUGCUAGCAAACAGUAUUUGUAAUGGUUUAUACAUGACAAUCACCACUAUAUUUACUAUCUACAGCUGUUUAAAUUAUUUAUACAAAUGAUAAUUACACUGUAGAGCUGAUUGAUUUAAUGUGCUGUUUAGUGAGCCACGAAGAAAGCUUUUCUGUGCUGUGAACUAUAAGGACCUUUAGUUGAAAAGCGAUGAAUGGAUGCAAUGCUUAUCACAUUGAUUCAAAUGUGAACUCUUGAUCAAAUGGAGAAAAGAAAGUACACCCACUUUCCGUUUGGGCUUUUAUGCAUCAGGACAUAAUAAAUAUUAUCUGGUUUUUAA